CAUCAAUUAUGCAUUGUAAAAAUCUCUCACAGUUCUCCAAUAAUAAUUAAAAAAAAUAUAUCAUACCUGUUGCACAACUUUAAAAUUUGCAUUGUUGAUACUCAUUUUACCCUUUCAUUCUCUUAUACACUUAUGCAUCUAUAUACUGUGUUUUCUCUAAAUCCUCUUAUCUUAUGAGUUUUUUUUUUUUUUUUUCAAGCUUGUCUAUUUCGUAUUUGCACAGUCUGCUUAACCUGAGGGUUAGGUUUAGGGGUGAACCUUUAUGGUAAUGUUUUACCUACAAAGUGAAGUUUAAAAUCACAAAUGAUAAGUCAGAUCAUACACAUUCAUACAAAAUCACCAACUUGUAUAAUACUAAUUAAUACUUAUAUCAACACUUAUAUCUGUAUGUGCAGUACCUGUAUGGAUAGGAAAUGGCAAUGUACCACAGACCUAUGCCAUGGAACCUGCACAGUUUAUGGAGACGGCCAUUACAUUACAUUUGAUGGGAAAAGAUACACUUUUGAUGGAGACUGCGAAUACACACUAAUCAGAGAUUAUUGUGGUCAUGCCAAUGCCAGUGGUACUUUCAGCGUUCUCACCGAAAACGUACCAUGUGGAACUACUGGCACCACUUGUUCUAAGGCUGUCAGAGUCCUCCUUGGGAACAAGGAGUUCAAAUUGACAGAUGGAGGUUAUCAGAUUCUUCAUAGAGAUGAGGGAGUGGACAUUCCUUAUCAAAUUUGGAUAAGAGGAAUUUACAUGGUCAUUGAGGCAAAUAAUGGUCUAAUUGUCAUGUGGGACCAAAGGACAAAUAUGUUUAUCAAACUCAGUCCAAACUUUAAGGGUACUGUUUGUGGUCUUUGCGGGAACUAUGAUGGGAACGCAGACAAUGACUUCAUGUUGAGAAGUCAGAAGGUGGUAAUUAAACCCUUGGACUUUGGAAAUGAUUGGAAAGAGUCCUCUAGCUGUCCUGUUGCUAUGGAAAUUAGAAAUCCCUGCUCAAACAAUCCCUACAGGGAAUUAUGGGCUCAGAAAGAAUGUAGUAUCAUUAAAAGUCAAGUUUUUACAACAUGUCAUUCUCAAGUGGAUCCCAGUCAUUUUUAUGAUGCUUGUGUGAGAGACUCAUGUGCUUGUGAUAGCGGUGGGGAUCGUGACUGUUUAUGCGCUGCUAUAGCAGCCUAUGCACAAGCCUGUAAUGAGGCUGGAACCUGUGUUGCCUGGAGAACACCUAAAAUAUGCCCAUUGUUCUGUGAUUAUUACAACCCUUUGGAUGAAUGCGAGUGGCAUUACAAACCUUGCGGAGCUCCCUGUAUGCAGACCUGCAGAAAUCCAACUGGGCAGUGCUCAAGUCAGAUACUUGCACUUGAAGGUUGUUACCCUAAAUGUCCCCCUGGACAUCCUUACUUUGAUGAAGAUACAAUGAAAUGUGUUAAAAGCGAGCAAUGUGGCUGCUAUGAUAAACAGGGGGAACGUUACGGCAAUCAAGAGAUAGUUCCUUCAGCAGAAAACUGUCAAAUAUGCUAUUGCGAUUCCAUGGACAUCAAAUGCAAAUACAAUUUAACAGCUUGCACCUGUAUAUUCAAAGGGAAGAAAUAUCUGUAUGGCGAUACAAUAUAUAAUACUACAGAUGGACUUGGCAGCUGCAUGACAGCUGUCUGUAAAGAACAUGGAAUAAUUCAAAAAGCUUCAUACACUUGUCAAACAUCACAUCCAAUAACAACCUAUAUUCCAACUACUAUAUUUGACUUCUCCAGUGAAACAACAGCACUUAAAAAGAGCAAGUCCUGA
This is a messenger RNA of Ctenopharyngodon idella (grass carp), 1770 nucleotides long. RefSeq names its product mucin-5B. NCBI's taxonomy places the organism in Eukaryota, Metazoa, Chordata, Actinopteri, Cypriniformes, Xenocyprididae. Bases 304 to 1770 code for a protein of 488 amino acids. The transcript has 10 exons. The record is from RefSeq and is a predicted model, not a curated record. Gene Ontology annotation, cellular component: extracellular matrix.